Mya arenaria is the source of this 1953-nucleotide messenger RNA. Its product is annotated as cysteine-rich, acidic integral membrane protein-like. The transcript has 4 exons. The record is from RefSeq and is a predicted model, not a curated record. NCBI's taxonomy places the organism in Eukaryota, Metazoa, Mollusca, Bivalvia, Myida, Myidae. Bases 1 to 1953 code for a protein of 650 amino acids.
AUGGCGCCGAGCGCGAGACCUGAAGCGUCACACUCAAGAAUGAAACGACCAUCGCGUGUAGGAUACCCCAGGACCGGGGAACUAGUGAGAGCCACCUUAAGUUUUUUUGCCGCUAACACAGACGACACAGACGACAUCGACGUCAACGACGACAAUCACGACACAAACGACAUCGACGUCAACGACGACACUCACGACAUCGACGACAUUGACGUCAACGACGACACUCACGACAUCGACGACAUUGACGUCAACGACGACACUCACGACAUCGACGACACUCACGACAUCGACGACAUCGACGACACUCACGACAUCGACGUCAACGACGACACUCACGACAUCGACGUCAACGACGACACUCACGACAUCGACGACACUCACGACAUCGAGGUCAUCGACGUCAACGACGAAAACGACAUCGACGACACUCACGACAUCGACGACAUCGACGUCAACGACGACACUCACGACAUUGACGACACUCACGACAUUGACGUCAACGACGACACUCACGACACAGACGACACUCACGACACAGACGAUACUCACGACAUCGACGACACUAACGACAUUGAUGACAUCGACGUCAACGACGACAGUCACGACACAGACGACACUCACGACAUCGACGACACUCACGACACAGACGACACUCACGACAUCGACGACAUCGACACGACACUGUCUCACGACACAGACGACACUCACGACAUUGACGUCAACGACGACACAGACGACACUCACGACACAGACGACACUCACGACAUCGACGACACUCACGACAUCGACGAUAUCGACGUCAACGACGACAUUGACGACACUCACGACAUUGACGUCAACGAAGACACUCACGACAUCGACGACAUCGACGACACUCACGACAUCGACGUCAACGACGACACUCACGAUAUCGACGACACUCACGACAUUGACGUCAACGACGACACUCACGACAUCGACGACACUCACGACAUCGACGACACUCACGACAUCGACGUCAACGACGACACUCACGACAUUGACGACACUCACGACAUUGACGUCAACGACGACACUCACGACACAGACGACACUCACGACACAGACGACACUCACGACAUCGACGACAUCGACGACACUCACGACAUCGACGUCAAAGACGACACUCACGACAUCGACGACACUCACGACAUCGACGUCAACGACGACACUCACGACAUCGACGAAACUCACGACAUUGACGUCAACGACGACACUCACGACAUCGACGACACUCACGACAUCGACGACAUCGACGUCAACGACGGCACUCACGACAUCGACGACACUCACGACAUCGACGACAUCGACGUCAACGACGACACUCACGACAUCGACGACACUCACGACAUCGACGACAUCGACGUCAACGACGACACUCACGACAUCGACGACACUCGCGACAUCGACGACAUCGACGCCAACGACGACACUCACGACAUCGACGACAUCGACGUCAACGACGACACUCACGACAUCGACGACACUCGCGACAUCGACGACAUCGACGCCAACGACGACACUCACGACAUCGACGACACUCACGACAUCGACGUCAACGACGACACUCACGACAUCGACGACAUCGACGUCAACGACGACACCCACGACAUCGACGACACUCGCGACAUCGACGACAUCGACGUCAACGACGACACUCACGACAUCGACGACACUCAAGACAUCGACGUCAACGACGACACUCACGACAUCGACGACACUCACGACAUCGACGACACUCACGACAUCGACGUCAACGACGACACUCACGACAUCGACGACACUCACGACAUCGACGACAUCGACGACACUCACGACAUCGACGACAUCGACGACACUCACGACAUCGACGACACUCACGACAUCGACGAUACUCACGACAUCGACGACACAAAGGCUCUCAGAAUUUAUCGACCUUUUUCCUCGACCUAA